This is a messenger RNA of Fusarium fujikuroi IMI 58289, 2565 nucleotides long. Its product is annotated as related to myotubularin related protein 1. Gene Ontology annotation, biological process: dephosphorylation. Gene Ontology annotation, molecular function: phosphatase activity. The record is from RefSeq and is a predicted model, not a curated record. The transcript is spliced from 3 exons. Bases 1 to 2565 code for a protein of 854 amino acids. Lineage: Eukaryota; Fungi; Ascomycota; Sordariomycetes; Hypocreales; Nectriaceae.
AUGGAAGCCCGAAAGAUCAUCGAGAGCGUCCAGGGUAUCUAUGGCGGCCAAACAACUCAUGGCACUUUGCGACUGACGGAUUUCCACCUGGUAUUCUGCGCACCCAUCGAUCAAUCCGCCAAGCCCUCAGAAAGUUCGUCUCACAAACCCAAAGUUCGCGAGAGAUGGAUUCCAUAUCCCAUGCUGUGCUAUUGCGCACUUCGGCCAGUACCACCUGGAUCUCGCCAGGCUCCAUCGAUCCGUUUGCGAUGUCGUGACUUCACCUUUGUGACAUUCAACUUCACCGACAGCGAGAUUGCCCGAGAAGCUUUCGAUUUCAUCAAGUCUCGAACUUGCAAACUAGGGACAGUAGAGAAGCUCUAUGCUUUCUCCCACAAGCCUCUAAAGCAUGAGCGAGAGGUUGACGGUUGGUCGGUCUAUGAUCCAAAAGCAGAGUUCAGACGCCAGGGCAUCAGCGAGAAAUUGCCUGACAAAGGUUGGAGGAUCACGCAUAUCAACAAGGACUAUACCUUUUGCGAUACGUAUCCUGCCUUUCUGGUUGUUCCUUCCAAAAUAUCGGACAAUGUCCUUAAAUAUGCGAAGGAGUUCCGCUCGAGAAACCGUGUGCCGGCUCUGUCGUACAUCCAUCCAGUAAACAACUGUACCAUCACUCGAAGCUCUCAGCCCCUCUCCGGCAUCACAAGGAAGACAAACGUGCAAGAUGAGAAACUAGUAGCGGCAUCGUUCAACGCCCUUUUGCCGCCAGGUUCUGAGGAAAGCACGCCUCUAUCGAGCCAGCCCGAUGUCUCCCUUGGAAACUCAUCACUGGAGCCGGAGCUUUCGGAGACUGAACGAUAUGAAGAUGAACUCAUUUCGAGAUCCGUUGCCGUUUACGAUUCUUCCGGGAAGCGUCAAGUAUAUGGUGCACAGCAGAGCAACUUGAUUGUGGAUGCUCGUCCUACUAUCAAUGCAAUGGUGAAUCAGGUACAAGGAAUGGGCUCGGAAAAUAUGGACAAGUACAAGUUUGCACGCAAGAUAUUCCUUAGUAUUGAGAAUAUUCACGUCAUGCGAAGCUCCCUCAACAAGGUCAUUGACGCACUCAAAGACGCCGACAUUUCACCUUUGCCACCAAACAGAGAGCUGCUCCAUCAGAGUGGCUGGUUACGGCACAUUCAUGAUGUUCUGGAUGGCUCAGCGAUAAUUGCAAGACAGAUCGGAAUCAGCCAUUCACAUGUUCUCAUCCACUGCUCCGACGGCUGGGACCGUACGAGCCAGCUCAGUGCCUUGGCUCAAAUCAUGCUGGACCCAUACUACCGCACAAUUGAGGGUUUCAUUGUUCUUGUGGAAAAAGAUUGGUUGUCUUUUGGUCACAUGUUCAGGCUUCGAUCGGGUCACUUGAACCACGAGGAUUGGUUCACUGUGCAGAGAGAUGCCUUUGCAGGUUCCAAGGUACAGCCCGGAGAGAACGAUGGCCGGGGUGACGCGUUCCAGAAUGUGCUGAGUGGUGCAAAGCGUUUCUUCAACCAGAAUAAAGAUGACCCUGACUUGGCUGCAGUUAGUGAAACAGCCCCUGGAAAGGUUGUUGACGAUGAAGCCACCUCUCCAAAGAUGGUCAGUCCUGUCUUCCACCAGUUUCUUGACUGCACCUAUCAACUUUUACGCCAAAACAAGACUCGUUUUGAGUAUAACGAGCGCUUCCUGCGCCGCCUUCUGUACCACCUGUACUCGUGUCAGUACGGCACUUUCCUCUUUAAUUCAGAGAAGCAGAGAAAAGAUGCGCGAGCUGCAGAGCGGACGUCUUCCGUUUGGGACUACUUUCUGUGUCGGCAAGCUGAGUUCAAAAACCCCGAUUUCGAUGCCAGUAUCGACGACCACAUUAAAGGACAGGAGCGGAUCCUAUUACCGCGACUGAAGGAGAUAAGAUGGUGGCAUCAGUUGUUCGGGAGAACCGAGGAUGAGAUGAACGGUGGUUUAAACGCCGCUGCAGCAGCAGAGACUGACCGCCAAGCCGCCAUAUCAAAUUUACAGUAUCCUAGCGUUAUCCAAGCAGAUGCCGAUCCGCGGUCAUCCAGUUCAAGCUCCAAGUCGGGGCCACCCUCGGUUCUCACGGGAGUUGAGACUGCCCACGAGACACUCACCCCUGAGUCGCGACAUGCACCAAUCGAACGGAGCGCAUCUACCGAACCAAGCGGUAACGCCUUUGCCGCUAUCAGAGACGGGAUUGCAGGUCUCAAUCUAGGCAAGGGAAUGCUGGGGCAACUUACAAAUACUGGCGAGUCAGCAUCAUCGUCAAGUUCAGCCCCCGCACCAGCUCGUAGCGACCAGGAGCUACCGCUUGAGCGCUGCAGCUUCUACAGUGUACCCAGCGAUCUCAGUGGAGAAUGGGAGUAUAUCAAGCGGCGCGAUUCUGAGUCUUUGGGCCUUCGCUCAAGACUUGACUCCAUUGAUGGCCUCCAGCCCUAUGCGGGCCUGCCGACGCCGUGUCACUCUCCAACUAUUGAAAUGCCAAAACCUGUGGCAAAGCUCGAGAGAGUCCUCUCCAAAUCCGAUGGGCAGAGGCGUGCGAUGGCAAAUUCCGAGAUGUAA